Carassius auratus (goldfish) is the source of this 5326-nucleotide messenger RNA. Its product is annotated as rho-associated protein kinase 2-like. Gene Ontology annotation, cellular component: cytoskeleton; centrosome; cytoplasm. The coding region runs from base 713 to 5173 and encodes 1486 amino acids. NCBI's taxonomy places the organism in Eukaryota, Metazoa, Chordata, Actinopteri, Cypriniformes, Cyprinidae. The transcript has 32 exons. Gene Ontology annotation, biological process: regulation of actin cytoskeleton organization; cortical actin cytoskeleton organization; smooth muscle contraction. The record is from RefSeq and is a predicted model, not a curated record. Gene Ontology annotation, molecular function: small GTPase binding; Rho-dependent protein serine/threonine kinase activity; ATP binding.
CGGACAUCACUAGUUGAUGUCAGAGAAACGAACUCGAGGCUCGAGCUACCUGCUGGAAUACCGAAGAACCGAUCCGCGGAACUGGCGCGAGCGACCUAAUCCACUAACGACAUGCCGAGACACUUUAGGAAAGCGCUUGCGAGUAACUUAAAAUAAUUCACUUUAUAUGGAAUUAUUAAUAAAACGCACCGGUUCCGUUUUACGUCGCAGUCAGUGUGUUGUAGGAAUGCGUUGGAGUUUGUGGUCUGGUCGACUCCAACAGAUGAUCGCCUUUGAACAACAGCGGAGUUGUUUAUGAACUGGGGAAGAUUUGAAGUCAGGAGAGGAGACGAGGGGAGGGAGCAGAGGAGAGGGGCGCCCAGAAAACGCCCUGCUGCUCAAUCCUCUCAAAAUUAAAAGUUUAUCGCGCCGUUGAUGGCACGCUCGCAUUAAAGGAUGGGAAGUUUGAUUCCGCUCAUUUAUUUAAAGUAACCACUUCAUAGAUUGUUUUGAGGGGAAAGUUUGGAAAACCUCAAUCGUUCCCAUUGGAUUAUUUUUUUUCUUCCGCUUUAUUCUGGACAAGCCCGGGGUACUUUUUGGAGGGAGGCGAGUCGGAGGCUGUCUAGGCCCGCUGCUCGACAACUUGAAAGAAGAUCUUGUAUCUUUAAUGUGAACCAGAAAAGUUGGGCAGAUCGCUCAUCAUUGCUCAGACUGGCGCCAGGACAAAGCAAAAAUGUCGCUAGGAGCGGAGAGAAGGAUGGAAAACCGGCUGAGACAACUGGAAGCCAUGCUCAAAGAGCCGCGGUCUGCGAUCAACGUGGAAAGUUUGCUGGAUUCCAUGAAUGCCCUGGUUUUAGAUUUGGACUUUCCGGCCUUGCGUAAAAAUAAGAACAUCGAGACCUUCUUGAACAGAUAUGAGAAGGUUAUGGGCCAAAUAAGGGAGCUCCAGAUGAAGCCAGAUGAUUUUGACCGAGUGAAGGUGAUCGGUAGAGGAGCGUUUGGAGAAGUCCAGCUGGUUAGGCAUAAGGCCUCUCAGAAGGUGUAUGCAAUGAAGGUGCUCAGCAAGUUUGAAAUGAUCAAGCGUUCAGAUUCUGCCUUCUUUUGGGAGGAGCGUGACAUCAUGGCGUUUGCUGACAGCCCGUGGGUCGUGCAGCUGUGCUGUGCGUUCCAGGAUGAUCGUUCUCUCUACAUGGUAAUGGAAUAUAUGCCAGGAGGAGAUCUUGUCAAUCUCACCAGUACAUACGAUGUUCCAGAGAAGUGGGCAAAGUUUUACACUGCUGAGGUUGUGUUGGCUCUGGACGCCAUUCACUCCAUGGGCUUUAUUCACCGAGACGUCAAACCGGACAACAUGCUGCUGGACCGCUACGGACACCUCAAACUUGCUGACUUUGGGACCUGCAUGAAAAUGGAUGGGACAGGGAUGGUUCACUGUGACACUGCGGUCGGGACCCCUGAUUACAUCUCGCCGGAGGUUCUCAAGUCUCAGGGAGGGGACGGAUACUACGGACGCGAGUGUGACUGGUGGUCAGUGGGAGUAUUUAUCUACGAGAUGCUGGUUGGUGAUACACCGUUUUACGCCGAUUCUCUGGUGGGGACCUACAGUAAGAUUAUGGACCAUAAGAACUCUCUUAACUUUCCUGAUGACGUUGAGAUCUCUCAAGAAGCCAAAAACAUCAUCUGUGCCUUUCUGACAGAGAGGGAGGUUCGCCUGGGUCGAAAUGGCAUAGAAGAAAUUAAAAGACAUCCUUUCUUUAAAAAUGACCAGUGGACCUUCAGCACCAUUAGAGAGACUGCAGCACCUGUGGUUCCAGAGCUGAGCAGUGACAUAGACACCAGUAAUUUCGAUGAGAUAGAGGAAGAUAAAGGAGAAGUAGAGACCUUUCCCAUAUCCAAAGCCUUUGUUGGCAAUCAGCUGCCAUUUGUGGGGUUCACCUACUUUAAAGAAGACCAGUUGUUGAAUGCUGUUAACAGUUCAGCAAUGAAAGAUCACCCAGCAUCCAAGACAGAGGACAAUUUAGCACUCCAGAAGAAACUUCACUCUCUAGAAGAGCAGCUCAACAAUGAAAUGCAGGCCAAAGAUGAGCUGGAGCAAAAAUACAGAAGCAACAGUAGCCGCCUAGAGAAGAUCACCAAAGAGCUUGAUGAAGAAAUAAAUAGCAGAAAAGGAUUGGAGACGACUCUGAGACAGUUGGAGAGAGAGAAAGCUCUCCUACAGCACAAGAACGUAGAGAGUCACCGCAGGGCAGAGAGUGAAGCGGACCGCAAACGCUGCCUGGAGAAUGAAGUGAACAGUCUGAAGGAUCAGCUGGAUGAAAUGAAGAAGAAAAACCAGAACUCGCACAUCUCCAAUGAGAAGAACAUCCACCUGCAGAAACAGCUGGAUGAGGCAAAUGCGUUACUGCGGGCAGAAACUGAUGCUGCUGCGCGGCUGCGUAAAACUCAAACCGAGAGCUCAAAACAGCUGCAGCAGCUGGAGGCUCACGUGAGAGAACUGCAGGACAAAUGCUGCAUGCUAGAGAACAGCAAACUCACGCUAGAGAGAGACAACAUCAGCCUGCAGGCCGCGCUGGACACAGAGAAACGUGAGCAAACCCAGGGCUCUGAGACCAUCUCUGAUCUACAGGCACGCAUCUCUGGUUUGGAGGAGGAAGUGAAACAGGUGAGACAGGCACUAUCUAAAGCUGAGACGGAGAAGAGACAACUUCAGGAGAAGCUUACAGAUCUGGAAAAGGAGAAUAGCAAUAACCAGAUUGACAUGACCUAUAAGCUGAAGAUGUUGCAGCAGGGGUUGGAGCAGGAGGAGGCGGCACACAAGGCCACAAAAGCUCGACUUGCCGACAAGAACAAAAUCCGCGAGUCCAUCGAAGGAGCAAAAUCUGAAGCUGUGAAGGAGCUGGAACAGAAGCUGCAGGAGGAGCGUUCCUCUAAACUGCGUGUGGAGAACAGGGUGUUAGAACUGGAGAAGAAGAACUCCAUGCUUGACUGCGACUAUAAACAGUCACUGCAGAAACUAGAUGAACUGCGACGACACAAGGAGAGACUCACAGAAGAGGUGAAGAAUCAGAGUCUGAAGAUCGAGCAAGAGGUUCAGAAACGCACUUUGACUCAGAAUGACCUGAAGGUCCAGAACCAGCAGCUUAGCACCCUGCGAACAUCAGAGAAACAGCUCAAACAGGAGACAAACCACCUGUUGGAAAUCAAACGUAGCCUGGAAAAACAAAAUAUGGAACUGCGCAAGGAGCGUCAGGAUUCUGAUGGGCAGAUGAAGGAGCUGCAGGAUCAGUUGGAGGCAGAGCAGUAUUUCUCUACGCUGUACAAGACACAGGUGCGGGAGCUGAAGGAAGAGUGUGAGGAGAAAAAUAAACUCUAUAAAGACAUGCAACAGAACCUACAGGAGCUUCAGGAGGAAAGGGAUUCUCUUGCGGCUCAGUUGGAGAUCACACUAACGAAAGCUGAUUCGGAGCAGCUGGCGCGCUCCAUUGCAGAAGAGCAGUAUUCUGACCUGGAGAAGGAGAAGAUCAUGAAGGAGCUGGAGAUCAAAGAGAUGAUGGCCAGACACAGACAGGAGCUCGCUGAAAAAGACACCACCAUCAUCUCAUUAGAGGAAGCUAAUCGCACAUUGACGAAUGAUGUGGCAAACCUGGCCAAUGAGAAGGAAGAACUCAACAACAAGCUAAAGGAAACACAGGACUACCUGCAGAAUCUGAAGAAUGAAGAGCAGUCCAUCACUCAAGGGAAACUUGCCCUUGAGAAACAGCUUCAGUCGGAGAGAACUCUCAAAACACAGGCAGUGAACAAGCUGGCGGAGAUCAUGAACAGAAAGGAGGUCAGAGGUGGUGGAAGUCGCCGUGGAAAUGAUACGGACGUGAGGAGGAAGGAGAAAGAAAACAGGAAGUUGCAACUGGAGCUGCGUUCCGAGAAGGAGAAGCUCAACAGCACUAUCAUCAAAUACCAGAGAGAAAUCAACGACAUGCAAGCGCAACUGGCAGACGAGUCUCAGGUGCGUAUCGAGCUGCAGAUGGCUCUGGACAGUAAAGACAGUGAUAUUGAGCAGCUGCGCGGCCUGUUGAACUCUCUUAACAUCCAGUCGCUCGACUCUGCCAGUAUGAGCAGCGGCCCGGACAUGGACACUGACGAGUCACUAUCAGAGACAAGACUGGAGGGUUGGCUUUCUUUACCAGUGAGGAACAACACCAAACGCUUCGGGUGGGAAAGGAAGUAUGUUGUGGUGAGCAGCAAGAAGAUUCUUUUCUACAACAGCGAGCAGGACAAAGAGCAUUCCAAUCCUUACAUGGUUUUGGACAUAGAUAAACUUUUCCAUGUGCGUUCGGUAACCCAGACGGACGUCUAUCGUGCUGACGCCAAAGAGAUCCCCAGAAUAUUCCAGAUCUUGUACGCUAAUGAGGGUGAGAGCAAGAAAGAGCAAGAACUGGAACCUCUUCCUGGAGACAAGUCCAGCUACAUUUGCCAUAAGGGUCAUGAGUUCAUUCCCACCCUGUACCACUUCCCCACGAACUGUGAAGCCUGUACCAAGCCCCUGUGGAACAUGUUCAAACCACCUCCAGCUCUCGAAUGCAGACGAUGCCACAUCAAGUGCCACAAAGACCACAUGGACAAGAAAGAGGAAGUCAUCGCUCCCUGCAGAGUGAACUACGACGUGUCUACGGCCAAAAAUCUGCUGCUGUUAGCAUCGUCCCAGGAGGACCAGCAGAAAUGGCUUAGUCGGCUCAUGAAGAAGAUCCCUAAAAAACCUCCAGCACCAGAAGCCCCUCACCGCUCCUCUCCCAGAGUUCCUGUUAAACUACCAAGCAGUCAAUCCAUGAGGAGACCCAGCCGACAAAUACCCUCCAGCAAACCCAGGUCUGUGCACAACGUAAAGGAACCAACAGCAUGUCCGGAGAAAUCUGGCUUCAUCUACCACAAGGGCCAUGAGUUUAUUCCUUUAUUCUACCACUUUCCUGCCAACUGUGAGGCCUGUACCAAACCCCUGUGGAACAUGUUCAAACCUCCUCUGGCCUUGGAGUGCCAGAGAUGCCAGAUCAAAUGCCACAAAGAGCACAUGGACAAGAAAGAGGAAAGUCUCAGACCCUGUGCUCCAGACCCGUUCAACCCCCAAUUCAGCACGGGUCCCCCUCGACUGGACACUCCAAAGAUGAGGCGAGGAGACUCCACCAACAACCUUCUGAACAAAUGAGUCCGUUUGAUUACAAUGUUUACAAACUGUUUAUCAAGAAGACAUUUCAGCUGUACUGUAAAAGGAAAAAACUGGAAGAGAACGUGCAUCAAAACAGUAUUUUUAUUUUUUAGGUCUGUUUUGUUCCCUUUUGCAAUAAAAGUUUGAGACCUG